Anguilla rostrata (American eel) is the source of this 3188-nucleotide messenger RNA. It is a transcript of the gene dhcr7, whose product is annotated as 7-dehydrocholesterol reductase. Gene Ontology annotation, biological process: brassinosteroid biosynthetic process; cholesterol biosynthetic process. Lineage: Eukaryota; Metazoa; Chordata; Actinopteri; Anguilliformes; Anguillidae. Gene Ontology annotation, molecular function: 7-dehydrocholesterol reductase activity. Bases 163 to 1596 code for a protein of 477 amino acids. Gene Ontology annotation, cellular component: endoplasmic reticulum membrane. The record is from RefSeq and is a predicted model, not a curated record. The transcript is spliced from 8 exons.
ACGCUACUGGUUGGACACCAUCAUUUAAAUUAACAUAUGCAUGAAAGGCGGUGCGAUGAUACGACCAUGCACUUUUUUCAUGUCGUUUCAUAAGCGCCUGGAAAGCCUAGAUUGGAAAUAUUAGUGGACAAAAACUGCCUUUCUGGAAGAAACACAAGUAGAAUGACUGCCGUCGAGCCCACGGUGGUGACCCAGAGACGCACCAAGGCCAGCGCCAAUGGAGAGGGGCCUAGUGAUGAGACUCGGGGCCAGUGGGGAAGAGCUUGGGAGGUGGACUGGUUCUCCCUGACCAGCGUGGUCCUGCUCCUGUGCUUUGCCCCCUUCAUCGUUUUCUACUUCAUCAUGGCCUGCGAUCAGUACCAGUGCUCUGUCACCGAGCCCCUCCUGGACCUGUACGCUGGCAAGGCCACCCUCCAGUCCAUCUGGAACCGUGCCCCGUCCUUCACCUGGGCUGCCGCCAAGAUCUACGCAAUCUGGGUGUCCUUCCAGGUGGUGCUUUACAUGUGCGUCCCGGAUGUCACUCACAAAUUCCUGCCUGGCUACAUGGGUGGAGUUCAGGAUGGAGCUCGUACUCCUGCAGGGCUUAUUAACAAGUACCAGAUCAACGGUCUGCAGUCUUGGCUCAUCACCCACACCCUGUGGUUUGCCAAUGCCUAUCACUUCCACUGGUUCUCCCCCACCAUCAUCUUCGAUAACUGGAUCCCCUUGCUUUGGUGCACCAACAUCCUCGGCUAUGCCGUAUCCACGUUUGCAUUCGUCAAGGCCUACCUCUUUCCCACCAAUGUAGAGGACUGCAAAUUCACAGGGAAUUUUUUCUACAACUACAUGAUGGGAAUCGAGUUCAACCCCCGCAUCGGGAAGUGGUUUGACUUCAAGCUCUUCUUCAAUGGGAGACCAGGCAUAGUGGCCUGGACACUCAUUAACUUAUCCUAUGCUGCGAAACAGCAGGAGCUCUAUGGUGAAGUGACAAACUCUAUGGUUCUGGUAAAUGUGCUUCAGGGGAUCUACGUCCUGGAUUUCUUUUGGAACGAGGCAUGGUAUCUGAAGACCAUCGACAUCUGCCACGACCACUUCGGCUGGUACCUGGGCUGGGGGGACUGUGUUUGGCUGCCCUUCCUCUAUACCCUGCAGGGCCUGUACCUGGUCUACCACCCGGUCCAGCUGUCCACCAUAAAUGCUGUUGGGGUCCUCCUCCUGGGCCUGGUGGGCUACUACGUGUUCCGCAUGACCAAUCACCAGAAGGACCUCUUCCGCCGGACCAAUGGCAAUUGCACCAUCUGGGGCCGCAAGCCAGCCUACAUCGAGUGCACCUACAGCUCAGCAGACCGCCAGACGCACCACAGCAAGCUAAUGAUUUCGGGCUUCUGGGGCGUGGCCCGCCAUCUCAACUACACGGGUGACCUGAUGGGCUCACUGGCCUACUGCAUGGCCUGCGGGGCAGGGCACCUGCUGCCCUACUUCUACAUUGUUUACAUGACCAUCCUGCUGGUCCACCGCUGUGUGCGUGACGAGCAUCGCUGCCAGAACAAGUAUGGCAAGGACUGGAAACGCUACACCGAUGCCGUACCGUACAGGCUACUGCCUGGUAUCUUCUAGAAUGAACACAGAGGGAUUGCCACAGCUUAUGUGAUAUCCCUGCUGUGUACCAGUGUGAUGUUGCAGGGUUACAGGACUAACAUUAUGUGUUGAAUUGGCUGGGGCAUUUAUUUCUUUGCAAAUGCUUCUACUGUGCUGAUAUUUUCUGGGAACAGUGUCUGUGUGUUUAAGCACAAUUGUGUGUGAGUGCAUGGGUGUCAGCAUAGGUUUCAUUCCAGGUGUCUUCUAAUACAGGACUAAAAUACUGGUGGGGAAGAAGGGUAAAACUGCUGGUUUGGUUUUAGAUUUACCGCAUUAACAUUGACAAUUGCUACAUUUUAUUAUAAGAGAUUUAGGUGGCUAGACUGUCAGUCCUUAUUUUUUAAAACUUGCUAAACGUUUUUUAUCAACUUCAAAAAUAAAUUAGUAAAAAAUGUGUAAACAGUUUAAUCUUUCCUUGAACUUAGUGAAACAUGUGAAUGACACUCUUAUUAGGUUAUUAUAGCCUAAGAAAUGGUAGUGCUCUCCACACACAAGCAGCUUGCAGUCAUUUAAAAAAUGUUAAAAUUGUUAAAAUUCUCAGGUAUUCAAUAAUUGAGUGUAUCAAAGAAACAACUGCCUUACUGCAUACUUUACACAAAAGGAAAAUAGCUUGUUUUGUGAUCCAAGUAACUACUGCAGAAGUAUAUCCAGUUUCCAUCUACAUCUCCAUCUGCGUUCACCAUUAAACACCAUAACAUGUUCACAGGAAUAUUUCUCUUGUGUGUAAUGAUGCUCAUUGUUGGAACUGAAAAAUAUUUUACUUCAUAUCCGAACCUAUGAUCAAUCCAGUGACACAUAACACUGCCACAUUUCAGUGAAUUUAGUCACUGCUUCAAAUGCAGCACAACCUUUCUUUCAAACUGAAAAGCCGGGAAACUAUACUAACGUAGCCUGUAUUUUAAGGCGACCAUCUUAAGUGCUCUAAUAUAAUCACAGUUUGUACUUGUAAUACGUUUAAUGUACAUUUUUCAAAUGCAUAGAAUUAUUAUCUUAACUACAGAUUUGUUAAUGGGGAAUGAUUUAAGAAAGGGAAGUCGGACUUCUGUACGAGGGAAGCACAGCACACCCCAGUAAUUGUGGACAAUGAUUUCUUCAGACUCCUGUAAUUUCAAAGAAUCCACAUUAUUCUAUACCAAACUGCACCAGUGUGAAAGGAUUUUUUCAAAGACAUUUGCUCCCAGUGCAAUAACAGACACUUCUCUUUUCUGAUUAUCUGCAUUUAUAGUUCAGUAAAAAUGGGGCAGUACUGUGGAGUGUUAUCUGAUGUGAAAACUCAAAAUCCCAAAUUCAGGAAUUUGAAGAGUUUCUUAUAUGGUGCAUUUUGCGAUAUUAGGGGAUCUCACUAUAGAGUUAAAAUAACCAGCAGCAGGUGUGUUCAGCCCUUCUUGAAAUUCACACUUGGGAUAGUUAUAUUCUCCCCUUAACACCUCAUUCUCAUUGUUUUUUUCCCCUCACAUGGACCAUUCCUGUGGCUCUUAUGAUGAGAUUGUCAAGAUUUGUACUUUCCAAUGCAUGAUGUGCCUAUGUGUAUGUCCCUGUUUUAGAAAUAAACCAGAAUAUUUGAUACACAA